Molecule: messenger RNA, 354 nt
Organism: Echinostoma caproni
Lineage: Eukaryota; Metazoa; Platyhelminthes; Trematoda; Plagiorchiida; Echinostomatidae
Source: the annotation of a GenBank genome assembly
AUGUAUUCGAAAUCAUUGUACUACACUAAAAAAUGCAAGAAAACCAGAUUUGAGGAACGACUAGCAGCGGAUUCAGUACAAGCACCAAAGCAACUGUGUGCCUAUCUCAGGCGAAGAAUCACAGCAAAGCCUGGUCUCCCGAAUCUCGCCAAAGAUGGGGCACUAGCCGAAAAAGAUGAGGACAAAGCGGAGAUGUUGGCAUCGCAUUAUGCCUCAGUGUACACACCGGACAUCAGCACAUCGGCAAAUCUACUGAACACUGAAACUGCUCUGAACUGGACACAAUUUAACAUUGGAGAGGCAGCCCUGGAGUUGAGUCGGCUAAAGGCUCACCGGUUCACGUUGACCUGGUAG